CAGGGGUGUAACUGGGGCUUGCAGCCGAAUCGCAACCGUGUUUACUCAGGAGUAAGUACUACUGACCAACCUCGCUGUGCGCACGCAGGACUUCUAAAUCUGCUCUUUAAUUCGGAGACGGAGUAGUUAAAAGAGAUGGUGUGCAUCUUCCUUAACCGCGCCUCCCCUCCUGAAUGCUUCAUGCCUGCUGAUGUGAGGGAUCACAGCCUAAAAUUUGUGAUUCUGGCUCGGGAACCCCGGUACUGUGGUAGUGGUGGUGGUGGUGGUGGUUUCUGAUUUCUGGCCGUGCAGUACAAGAGUGUGGUUUUCAGCACCUGGCAGGAGUCUCUCUUUCCAAGGGAUGCUCAAACAGAGAGUUUCCUGCAUCUGCAAUUCGAACUAGAAUCUGCACUAACCAGAACACUCCUUUUGGUUUAGAAUUGUGUGUCUUCAUUCUGCUUUCUAGCCUAUCUUCCAUCCUCCCACCCUCCCUCAUUAACAACACUCUCAAAUGUUUUUGGACAAAAAAGGCAUUGAUGGAGUAUAUUAUUGGGUGGUGGUGGGGAACCUUACUUUUUGGAGCGGGGAUUAAGAGCAGGAUAGCUAGCUAAAAGUUGGCUCUGAAGGAGACACCUGAUCUCAUUGCGUGUGUGGACCAGGCAUUUAUUCUAGCUGCGCUCAGGUUGGUUGCUCCAAGCUGGAGGUGGUGGCAAGAUACCUUUUCUUCCGGAUUUAAACAAAGUCCUACGAUCUGUGUGGGAGUUCAGCAAAGGGGAACACAUUUUAGUAUCUUGUUGCAUGGCUGCCAUUUAUAGAUCCAAAGAAACCCCAGAAAAGGUUGGCCUGGUUCCUGGUUCCAUUGAAAAAGAGUAAUCUUUGGUGUGCACACGCAUGCAAAGAAUUGUGAGUGUCAAACUGCACAUGAUCUGCAAAUGCAUGCCACAAAACCAAUAGCUGGUUCUUCAAAGGAAAAACGGCUGGAUAUAUAUAUAUAUAUAAAACAUUAUUUUAGGCAUUUGUUUGCUGCAUUAUAACCUUGCUUACCAUUUCCCCAUUGCAACUCUCUUCCCCCCAACCCAAAACACAAACACACACUAGUCACUACUCUUCCGUCCUCCUCAGGUGCUAGGUGUGGGUUUAAAUAGGUGGAACACAUUUGGAAACCUGUGGAGCAAGGAAGGAAUAGGACACUGGCUUGGGCAGAGGUAACCGCCACUGAAAAAUGGCAGAUGGGGAAACCACCAAACAACCCCUUCCCUCCUUAUUAUCUCCCUUUCCCAGAACUGCUUAUCUUGAGAAGAAGCUUUUAUUUCACAUGUUUAUGUGUAAUUUGACUUUGGAGGGCCUUGCACUCCUUUUUUUUUUUUGCUUUUGCAAGUUGACAGUGUGGCAGAGGGUCUGUCCCAUAGCCCCCAUAAUGGCUGUGUGGUCCAGGGGAGUACCAGUCAGGAUACUGAGCGGUGUGCUUCAUGCGCCUCCUCUCAGUGCUCAGUGCUAAAAACAAAAGGCACCAGAGCUUUAAUCCUGGAAGCGUAAACUGGGAGCCCCCUCUGUGUCAGGUGGGACCGUACAACACAUGCUUCGCAAAGAGGAAGCCCCAAGUUCAAUCUGUGGCAUCUUCAGAUAAACAGAACCAGGCAGCUGAUAGGCCUAUGCAAAUUGUUUAACAUUUUCUUGAGCAGUUGGUCAUUUUCAUUAUUGUUCUGUAGCACUUACAGUGUUGGUUGGUUUGUUUUAAAAAUUAUUAUAAUGUUGUACACCAUCCUCCUGAUCUCCUGUGAAAGGGCAGUGUAGAAAUACUUCUGUGAAUAGGUGGAUAGCAGGUGAUGGGAAGAAUGUUUGCCACAACCCAGAGCAUUUUUCUACCUGAGGCAGAACAGGUAGAAAAAGCCCCUCCCACAAGCCAGGGUGCAUAGGACCCCGGGGAGUAAGUAAUAAAUAAGCAAUAUAAAAUAAAUAAGAGUUUUCUGCUCUUUCGUGGCAACCAAGAUCAGUUGCCUCCACCCUGACUCAUGGUAGAGCCGGCCUUCUGCUGAAACCCUGGAAAGCUGCUCAAAUAUCUCUGGGCUAGAUGGGCAAAUGAGCUGGCUUGGCAUAAGGCAGGCUCCUGUAAUCCCAGGUGUGUGAGGGCUAGAAUGGAUUGUGAAGUCUCCUCCGAUAGGGAAAGGCACUGCACUUAUUCAGCAGGGUGGUUCGUAGGUAAUUUUUUCAGCUUCUUAUUUUCUCCAUGGAAACCAUUCCCCUGGUACACAAAUGUCUGCAGAAACAUAAUCAUGGCAAUCAGUGGUGCCCAGCAGCAAUUUCUGAGAUCAAGGUGACGUUUUCUGAAUGAUGUGAUUCCCCCCCUCCCUCCGCACAUUCAAAAAGUGGGAUCAACUGUGCUUUUUAAUGGAAAGUUACCAGUUCUUCAUGUAUUUCAAUCUAAGACAUUCUUCACUCUUCAGUAAAAAGGUAAAGGUGAAGGGACUCCUGACAAUUAAGUCCAGUCGUGAACGACUCUGGGGUUGUGGCAUAACCACUAAACACAGGAACAGCUCUGCAAUGGUAAUAUUUACACACACAAAAUUACAGAGACAAGAAAUUAGAAAGUCAGUAUAUAAAAUCAUAUCAUAAAUAUUGCUAAUAAUAAUAUCUGUCAUAAAAGUGACUUUAAAAAAUAAGUAUACUUGCUUGGAAAGAAUAGAUGCACUAAUGUCUGCCGCAUAAGUAAGGACAACGAUGAUAAGUAAUGAGUUUAAACAUUUUCCUACAUUCUCUAUUUUAAAAGCCAUACAAAAGCCCAGUCCUCAGCUAGGAAGAAGCUGAAUUUAAGUCUGGCAUUUAAUUUUCUUAAUGCAGGGGGUGCCAACAUGGAGCCUUCCAGAGAUGAUGCUGAACUGCAAUUCCCAUCAUCCUUGGCUGUUGGCCAUGCUGGCUGAGCCUGAUGGGAGCUGGAGCCCAACAAUAUCUGAAGGGCAUUAUAUUGGCUCCUCUGGACCUAAAGAGAUAAAGAACAGCCUGUUACAUCUUAGUCAUACACGGAACCACUACUUUAAACUUUCUAUAACUUCCCUGACCAUAAAAAUUGCUGCAGAAUUAUAGUCAUACCAUGGUUUAAGUACGCUUUGGUUUGAGUACUUUCAGUUUAAGUACUCCGUGGACCGUCUGGAACGGAUUAAUCCACUUUCCAUUACUUUCAAUGGGAAAGUUCGCUUCAGGUUAAGUACAGACUUCCAGAACCAAUUGUGUACUUAAACCGAGGUACCACUGUAUAUAUGUACCGAGUUCCUGGCUUACACAGUAUAUCGCUGGGCAGGCCGUCCCAAGACAUUCUGCUACCUGAGGCGGAGCAGUCCCCCCAGGUGCUGAGUACCUAAAGCCAGCCAAGUUAUUUUAGCACCCGAGGCCGAAAAUUCCAUGAGCACCUCUCUGCUGCUAUUCCCUCACACUGUAAUAAUAGAUUAGAUAAGUAGCAAUUUGCUGACCUUCCAUGACACCCAAAAUCAACUGCCUGAGAGGGCUGCCUCACUCUGCCUAAUGGUAGGGCUGGCCAUACCUGACGCUAGUAAGAGAGAAGACUUGGUCACUUUUAGAAAUGGAGGCAGUUCACACACUGAGCAGUGAACCCCUUUGAGCAAUCCUUGAAAGUUUACUUUGACCCGUUGAAAACCACCACUGUUUGAGGUAGAAUUAGAUGAAAGACGGAGAUCUGCCUCUGGUGUUUGAUGUGAGACGAUGGCUUUUCCACCAACGCUAAGACAGCAUUUGUGCAAUUACUGAGUGCUGUGUGUGUGCAUGCAUGCAUGUGUGAACUUGCCCCAAAGCAGGGCAUAAUCUGACCAGGGUUCAGCUCCUGUGAAAUGUUGCAUAGUGUCUAAGAGACGGUGUUGUGCACUAAGAGCUCCUCAGUUCCAGUCUAGAAUUCUGUAGGUGAUUUUAGGUAAGCUGCUCUCUCUUGGCCUCACCUGUAAAUGGGGAUAAUAACUCGCCGAGUUUUUCCUAAGGAUUGGUGAUGUUGAGUAUAUGAAGCACCUGGAGUCUGCUAAAAACACUACAUAUGAAUGCUAAAUCUGAUGAUGACCUAGUGCAGAAUGUAUUUCCUUGUCGGAAGGGCUGUAGCAUAGUGGCAGAACAUCUGCUUUGCUUGGGAAAGGUUCCAGGUUCAGUUCCUGGUAUCUCUAGGUAGGGCUGGGAGACAAUGCUGUCUGAAAUCCUGGAGUGCCAGUGAGAGUCAGUGUAGACAACCCUGAGAUGGAUGGACCAAUCGUCUGCGUUCAGGGUACGGCAGCUCCCUAUGCUCCCUUUCCACUGAGUAAUCCUAACUAGGUUGCUAUACAUUGAUUACAUUAAUCUUACACCUCCUCCCAGAAGCUUAUAGUGGGUUUAUGUGGUCCUCCCCAUUUUAUUCACAAAGCAAGCCUGUUAAGCUGAGAUACUGUCGCAGUGAGCUUCAUGGCUGAGUUCAGAUUUGAAUAUUUUUCUCUGAUAGGGCCAGUCCUACCAUUACAUAGAGUGAGUCGGGUUGCCUCAGGUGGCAAUGUAGAAUGACCUGGUUCAGGGUUCCAGCUAGCCAGCCAAAUCUGUUCCAUUCUCACCUCGCAUUUUCCCCCUUCCCCACCCCGUCAAUCAGUAUUUUGUGCCCACUGAGCGUGCCCAGUGUUCAGUUGAGCGGUUUUGGGAUCUCCCAUCUUAGGAUUUUUUAAACAGAAGGUUUUCUCCCCCUUUGUACUUCUGCAAACCUUGGGCUUGCCCCAAGUCUGCUGAUAAUUCUCCUUUGUGCAUGGAUAGUGCUUCUUUUAAUUGCAGAAAGAUCCACACUUUGAGAAGGAGUUUGGGUUUGUCAUUAGUACAUAGGAUGGGGAUGCGGAGACUCCAAUUUGCGUUUAUGAGAAAGAGAGAGAAAAGAUAAAUACUCCACCAGGAAUAUUUCUGGAGGAGGACGGCUUUCUGUUUUUUUGCCAGCCACUGUUCUCCCUGGAACCAUCUGCCUUGCACACCCUCCAGGACAUCGAGCCAAGAAGGGGCCUCCCCACACUCCUUCCUGCCUCCUGCCAGUGUCUGCGUGGGAAGGGGGGGGGGGUUUGCCUCUUCCUGUCGGGGAUGUAGAACUUCUCCCUCAAGCUUGGCUGGCUCCGAGUCUCUACUUUCCUGCCUCUCUUCCAGAAAGUGGCAAAAAGCUCCUGGGGGUGCGAUGGAGGAAUGUAAAACAGACAUACUUUCCACUAUUCUACAAAGUGCCGUGCGGCGAAAAACUUGAACUAAGGCCUGGUAAGGGCUAGUCCCUGAAAAGUAGCCAGGUUGCCAAUUUGAGCCUUGCUUGUGGGAAGAGGGCUGGGGCCGGUCCUAUUAUGAGACGCGCUGAGUCACUUGUCUCAGGUGUCAGAUUGAAGGGGGCAGUGGAAUGAAUACCACCCCCCACUGCCUUGCUAAGCCACCCCCAUCCCCGGCUGCUAGAAUAGGUUUGCCCCCUUGCAGCCGCUGCUUGAGCUCUCGUUUCCUGCAGCUGCCUUGGCUAGACGUUUUGACACAGUGCCGUGAGGCUUGGGACACCUUCGCUGCUGUGCUUGCAGAACCUGAGCCGGUUGAAGAAUGCGUGCAGAGUACGCUGGCCGCCUUGUACCCCCCCUUCGAAGCCACUGCCCCCACCCUGCUGAGCCAGGUCUUCGAGGUGCUGGAGCGGACGUACCAGCACGACGCCCUGCGCUACACCCUCGACUUCCUUGUUCCUGCCAAGCACAUCCUGGCUCGCAUCCAGAGUGAAGCCUGUGCUCAGUAUAGUGGCUUUGUGUUCUGCCACGAGGGUUGGCCACUGUGCCUCCGCGAGAAGGUCCUAGUGCAGCUGGGCUCAUUGCCUUGGCAGCACCUCUGCCCCGGCGAUUUCUACCUGCAAGUGGUGCCUCACCGGGAGUGCUCUCCGCGUCUGGUGCUGAAAUGUCUGUCCCCAGAGGGCCGUGGUGUCCAGGAGCUGCCCGUGUCCUCUGACUCCUACCCCUUCCUUUUCACCGUCGAGUGGCUCAAUGGCAUCAACAAGGAACGUCGAGCGGGGCGCCUGGAGCGUUGCCUCCUGGCUGCUGGAGAGAAGGUGCUGAGCCUGCCCUGGCCGGAACUGGUCUAUCCCCAGUUUGUGCACAAGGACGGGUUCAUUGUGGGCCAGCGGUGCCCUGCGGAUUUGCCUCCUGAGGUCCUGGGGGCCCGGAGCCCUGGAGACGGGCGUCAUUCUGGUGGCGAGAACCGGGAGUCCGAGGGGGAAUACGUUCACCUCCUGGAGGUCAGCCCCACCCUGCACCAAGCCCCCAGGAUCCCACAGCCUUGCGGUACCCAAAUUCAGACAAUGCCUACUCGCAAGGGGCACAAUAAGAGCAGGAGCCGGCGCCAUCGGGCCUGGCUCCACCACAAGUCUGGGUGUGGGGAGAACUUUGCCUUGCGCCAGGCCUGUAAAACCCAGGAGACGGAGAGGUGCAGCCGAGAAAGCAGCACUCGGGGGGAUAGGGUUGAGCAGCAGAGAGGAAAUCCUAGCCUAGUCCUGGGUCUAGCAUCAGAAGCCUCUCAGGAAGUAGCAAACUUGAGUCCUGGGCAACAAGAGCAAAACCAGAGCCCCUCUGGAACUGAGGCACGGACAGCCAUUUUUGGUGUUGUUGCUAUUGCUGCUGCUGCCGCCACUGAGGACACAGGAGAAGGGAAAUCUGAGGUGCCAGGAACUGUCCACCACGAUCCUGCUUGUUCCAAGGAGGACAGCAAUGAGAACCACUCUCCAUCUGCAGCCACACCAAAACGCACCGCCAAGGGAAACCGCAGGAAGAAAAAAGGGGCCGGGAGAGGAGGCGGCGGUCGAAUUAGACAGGGGGUCGAUUCGGCUUGCAAAGAAGAAGAAGCUUCUACCCAUAUAAAAGAGACCAGGAAAGAAGAAAUUUCUGUUGGUACAAGGGAACAGGAUUCGAGGAAUGCAGAAGCUGUAAUUAGCACCCAAGAGCAAGCAGCUAGCAUCGAGGACUGCUGUGUCAGCAUCGCAGUUUGCAACAGCACCCAGGAGAGAAGUAGCGUCCCUGGGGAUCGUAGCCUUGUCGCCGGAGAGGAGGUUGUCAGUGCCAGUGAGUUGGCUCCUGGCACGGGAGAAUGUACUGUUGACACCAGGGAGCUGGAGGGUGAUGCAGAAAAGUGCUGUCUUUCUGUCGGCGAUGGUGGCAUUGGCACCAGUGGAAGGGGCAUUGGCAGAGAAGGCCCGGGCCUUUGUGCUGAAGAUCCAGCUGCUUCUGCUGAGGCUGACGGACCUGCAGUUGGCAGAGAGGAGCAGAGCAUCAGCACCCCAGGGCAAGGGGUGGAUGCUACUGAAGGGCCUUGUAUGGGAGAACAGAGCCUCCCCAUUAGCACCGAAGAAGCGACGUUGAUCCCAUUGCCAAAGAAGAAGGAGCCAAGUGCUGAUGGGAGAGGGGAAGCCCUAAGUACUGCAGCUGAUCAGAAUGCAGAGGAAACACAGAAUUCCCCUCACCCUGCUGCAGUUCAUCUCGGGCAGGCUGUAGACUGGGCACUUGUGCUGUCGGGUUUCUUUGCUCUAACAGGAGGAAUGGACAGGUCAGGACGCCCCUUGCUGAUUGUGGUGCCUCAGCCUCUUCGGGAUGAGCUGCCACCAGGACAAACGAAUCUAGUCAAUACCAUGAGAUACCUGUACUCCCUUCUCAGGCAAGAGCUGAAGGCCCGUGGGUUGACAGUAUUGUUGGACCUGAGCCAGGUGGAUGACUGGGCCCUCCAGGCCCCUGUUCUGCUGCCGGCCAUUAGGACGUUCCAGGAGAGUUCUCCAGCCCCCAUCCGUCAACUGCUGGUGAUAUUGCCACCUGAUGACCGUUUUGUACCCCAUGAAGAGGAGCUGGCUUUGGAACCUGCUGCGGAGGUAAGAGUUCUCUCUCUUCCUGAACUUCUACAUUAUGUGGCUUUGGACCAGCUGACUCCGACACUAGGAGGGACCCUUAACUACUCACCACGCAAAUGGGUUGAGGAACACCAGGCUCUUGAACAACUGCAGUCACUCUGUCGUAGUGUCCUACAGGCUGUGUGCGAGGCCAGUGCCCACCUUGAAGCAGUGGGAACAGCGUCAAGUCAAGAGGAACUGUCGGCCCAGAUCACCUUGCACCAAGAGACCAUGCAGAAGCUCCUCUCAGAGCCGCGCCUGCUGGAGCUCCAGCGCCGUGGGGGGGCCUUGCUGGCACGGCUGCCCCCCCUGGGGUCCUGCAGUACAGAGGCUGUGGCUGCCACCAGGCUCUACCAAGAGGUGGAUGAGGCCCUUCAUGGGCUGGUCCAGCUCAGCAACCAGCGCCUGGAGGUGCUGCAACAGGAACGGGAAAACGCACAGGUUCAGGAACGAGCUCUGGAAAACAAGGCCCACCUUGAAUCUACUGGCAACUGUGUGGAAGAGAAAAGGGAAGCAAAGAGGCCUGUCGAAGGGUUGGCUGAGGGGACAUCACUGGAGAGGACACUUCUGCAGAGCCCCAAGUCCCCAGGGAGGAUACAGCCCGUGCCAGAAGCUGGCUGUGCCCCACGGCCCCGUGCCUGCAGCAUCAGUGCCGCCUCCUCACCCAAGCACGGCUGGGGCCUGGGGUCCAGAUUUGGCUCCUCUUGCAGCCUGACCUCCCUCUUCCAGCCGCACCCCAGCCCCAAGGCCUCCCCUUGCUGUUCUCCCACUCGAAGCAGCGUCCUGGAGAGUGGCAGGAAGAGGCAGGGCCUUCCCAGCAGCCCUAAAUCAUCUUUGUCCCCCGUCUCCCAGCUGGCUUUGCGGGCCUUGAGUGACCCUGGCCGCCCCAGCGUGCACAUCCGCGGCCUGGAGGUGAGCAGCCGCGAGGUGGCAGAUAGGAGCUGUUCUCCCCGUGAGCAUGUGCUGCUGAGCCGUAGCGGGACCCACGUUGCGGAAGCACCUUGGGGGGCCACACCUCGCACGGAAAGAAGGCGCUGCCUUGGGGUCCAACAGCAACUUCUGGCUGAGCUGCUGGAGUGUGAGCGAGAGUAUUUGACGGCCCUUGCCCAGCCCCUCUCUCUGUCCCAAGAACCUGGGGGUCAGGCCUGGCCUGCCGAACUGAGGUGCUUGGGCAGUGCUCUCCGGGCCCUGCGGGACCAGUUGCUGGCUUUCCAUACCAGCUACUUCCUUGGCGAGUUGGAGGGCUGCAUGAACCACCCGUCACGUGCUGGGGGGUGCUUCCUGCGACAUGGAGAGAAGCUUCAACUUUAUGCCACGUAUGCCAAAGAACACCAUAAGUUCCAGGCUGCCCUGGCUUUGCUUCGAACCACCAGCAAGAAGAGCCCGGCAGAGCUGCGCGAGGACGGGCAAACGGCGCACACGUUGCGUGUGCCCCUGGAGCAGCUGGAGCGGUAUCGGCGCUUCCUGGGUGAGCUGCUGCGCGAAUGUGAGCUGGAGCGGGGGCCUGACCGCCAAGCCCUGCAGGAGGCCCAGCAGCUGCUGGAGGCCCAGGAGCAGCGAGGCAGGGACCUGCUGGCCGCAGAGCAGAUCCGGGGCUGCGAGACGAAACUAUCGGAACAAGGGCCGCUGCUGCAGCGAGGCGAGCUCACCGUGGUGUGUGGGCGUCGUAAGUGCCAGCGGCAUGUCUUCCUCUUUGAGCGGCUGCUACUCUUCACCAAGUGCAAGGGACCCGAGGGCAGCUAUGUCUGCAAACAGGCCUUGCAGACAGCAUCCAUGGGGCUGACAGAGAGUGUGGGGCCUAGUGGGCUACGCUUUGAGCUAUGGUUUGGACGUGGACCAGGUCGACAGGCCUACACAUUGCAGGCAGCCUCUGCUGAAGUCAAGCAUCAAUGGACAAAUGUUAUAGCACAACUGCUAUGGAGACAGGCUGCCCAUCCGUCUGUCUCGAUGAGCAUAUCCUCCUGCCCUGCCCAGCGCCUGGCCCCUCUCGGCCUUGGUCCAGGGGCCCCUCCUGGGCUGUCGUUACCCGGCCACUUUGAGGAAGAGGAAUGGGACCUGGAUGUCAAGCCCAUCCCAAGGGCCGAGACGUCCGAGUCUGAUGGACCCUCCCCAAGCCACCAAGAGCUACCUAGGCAAGGAAGAGGAUCGUUGCCUGGCAGCAGCACUGCUUUGGGGCACCCCCAGUCGAGCUCUGGCGUUGCCGACGAACCAGUGACCCCACUCUGAGGCCAUGGCGGCCAGCAUUGGGUGUGGAGUCUACACCGGAAGCUGUUCUCCCCAGGCAGCCAUGGAAGACAGGACUCAAACCCCAGGAACUCUGGGAACAGAACUGUCUGAGCCCCACCAAACCUUGGAGAUGGGGCAUGAAUGGGCACCAAUGUCAAGCAGUCCUAUCACCUGCUCCCACCAAGACUCCUGAUGGCUGUCCCAUGCACCCCCCUCUGCUACCAUCCCACAGGAACACCCAGACAUGGGCUGCAAUCUACCUUGAGAUGGCUCUGUCCUAUCCCUGGCAGUACCCAUCCAGUGCCUUUUCCACCAUUUUUUCCGGCUGCAAAAUAGUGGAGAUUCUUGACCAAGAUAAUGUGGUUGGUAGUGAAAUGGUUAUGUAUUAGGCAAGGAAGGCCAAACCAAUGAGCUCUGGGCUGACGCAAACUAAAGUGCAGACUAGGAGGAAACGCAGUGGAGUCACUGAUCAAGUGGGGUGGUUUCCAGACAGUGUUGAACUGCUCAUUUGCCUGGUGCCCUACCUCUGAUCACAGCUUCAGUCUCUUGCCCAAUUGGUAUUCUGAUCAUUUUGAUGGGAGAUGGAAGGAAGAAUCUGGGCUGCAGUUGCUAGGCAACUACAGUAUGCACUCCCCAAACUAUGUCCAGGUUAGCCCAAGAGGAAAAGGAGAAGAAAGGUGGGUCUGGAUUGCAUGGUGAAUUACUAUAGGACACAAAACCACCUUCAUCCAGAGAGGGAGUUCAGAGGCAGCCCCAGCCGAGAGGAAAGGCAUGAUACAGCAAUAUACAUAAUGUUGUGGAGGUUCACAUAAUAGAGCUCUCCUACGACUAUACCACUUUAGAUCACAGAUGGGUAGUGUGUUUGCAUACCCCCACAUAAAAAACAACAACUAGUAUGCCAAGAAGGGCUCAAACUUAGUCAUCUCCCUGGUGUGCUGUUUUCUUAAAAUAUGUAGAGAGUUUUGACAAGUAAGAAUACUUGGUCAAGUUUACUUCCCACACUCAUGUGUUUGCAGUCUGAGAACACAGAAUCCAAGGAGGGCUGUAUCAUGAUUCUGCUGCACCUGGGGAAGUUUUUCCCUCCUUUGAUUGCUUUUGUUUGUUUUUGAGAUGAUAAGUCUCUGCACACAGUAAUGCUACCACAUUGUUAUGAAUACAGUAAGCCCACAACUUAUGUGGGGGUUACAUUCCAGGGAUCGCAUUUAAAGCCAAAGUCAUGUAUAGUCAAAACACAUUUGAGUGCAAUGGUGGGUGGAAUUGCCAAAGUUUUUUUCCUGGAUGCCUAACCUCUUUCCGCCUCCCUUUAAUUUUUUUAAAAAAAUUAUUACCAAGUGUGUGAAGCUGAAUGCGCACAAGUUAAAUGUGGUUAAGUUGCAGGCUUACUGUAUGAGGGAAAAGUGAAAAAACAACAACAGGGGCUGUGAAAGAGUGUUUUGCCUCUCUUUGGAUUACUUGUUGGAGGUCUGCAAACACCCUUCUGCAAUGUCUGUGACAUUUGGAAUCUGACUUGUAGGAACUGAUCUCUAACAAAUGGUGCUAUAUUUUGUGUUAGGUGGCUGAAUAUGUGGUGUUUUUGUUCAUUCAGACUCUUCUAUUGGAUACAAAUGGCCUACCUUUGGUCUGAUUUUGGUAACUUGAGUUGCUCAGCCAACUUGUUCUUUAUGGCAGGUCUUGUGCUGGAUUUAAACCGGGGGCCUCUUAUAUAGAAAUCACACACUCCUCCUGCCCACAUGAAAAAGGGUUAGUAAACUCACUUGGGUGUAUAGAGACUAAGUUAGUGGCACUUAGUUCCCAUUGAAAUCAGGAGUCAUAACCAACUUUUCACGUUGAUUUCAACAGUGACUAAGUGCAAAACUACCCUGUGAGCUUCAGAUGAAGGGCAGUAUAGAAAUUUACUGUAAUAAAUAAUAAUUAUGAUACUAAGGUAGCCUCAAUCCAACUAACUGUGUGUGGACUAUACUGCUUCAAAAACAAUCAUUAAUAGGGAACCAGAAAAAAUGCAGAAGCAGUAGUAAUAAUGGAAGACAUGUUUGUAAGGUCAGAAUGGUGCAUAGGCCAGGCAAAGUUCUUCAGAUUUGUAAGGAAACAUAGGAAUUCUUUCACACAGAACACUGAAAGUGGCUGCUAACUACAACCUCUUCAAAUACUGGCCUACCAAUCCUCAUCAGCCCCAUGUAUGUCAAGAGCACUGAUAUAUAUGCCUUUGUCCAACUUGCCACUAUAGAGCUGUGGCUCUACAACCCUCCCUCCAGUUGGAUUGGAAUGAAUGUCUCAAUUUACAACCACUUUUUGAUGAGGCUGGUGCUAGCUUGUGCUUUGACCUAACCACUAAAGUAAAAUAUAAUGCAGAAAAGCAGCUUCAAAUAUGCAAAGCAGGCACAAAUGAGACUUAGUUCUUGAAAGAGAGUAUGUACGGUAGUAAAUCUGUGUCUGGGGUGUACAGUGGUACCUCGGGUUACAGACACUUCAGUUCUUAACCUGAGGUACCACUGUACCACUUGACCAACUAGACAUGAUGAAUGUUCCAUGUGUUUAAACACGGAACUGCUCCUGUUAUGUAUGAAAAGGUGUACAUGUUGAAUUUAACCGCAAAAGUGAUCAAUGGGUAAGAAGUGCAGAACCCACCCCUGACUGUGGUUUAUCUCCCUGAAUGCUUGGCAGUCCUAACCCAUUCACUCCUUUUGCUGUUGAAAUCAUGCACUUCUCACGUUACUGGGCAGCUUCAUGUUUGUACACGGCACUGUCAUCAUCAUAUGUAGUGUCUGGAUUCACAUGACUGCUAUUCCAUGCUAACAUUCCCUGCACACAGAAAACCUGUCAUGACAGGCAUUCUGAGAAACUAGUUCUCAAAGCACAGGGAAUUGUAUUUGGAUGAGCAUUUAGUCACAUGAGCACCUGCCUGCACCAGUCUCUGAAGCAGUACAAUCCAUACAUAAGUUUAGCACACCUGCUAUAUGUGAAGUCUAGCUACUGUAAACUGAUGUGGAUUCAAAAUUCAGGGUAUCUUGGUAGGGGACUGUUUUCACAAUUAGAAGCAUUUUCUGUGUGUGUUCAAAAUCAGAGCUCCAGCCCUGAGUUUUGUGGCAUCUGCAGCUCUUUACAGGUGCUGGCUUCAAAUUACCAACAUUGUUUUUAGUGUUAUGAAAUGGAAAAGGUGAGGAAGGGCCAACAGUAAGUUGGAUUUGAGGUUGGUCCUGGGGAAGGUAGAAGCCCAAGUAAAGGAGAAAGUACGGGUACUGCAAGUAUUCCCAUUAAAAGGGUUCUCCAAAUGGCUGCUCUGCUGGCUGGGAAGAUAUGGUGUUCUAGCUAUGCUGGAUCAAAGAAGUAAAAAUUGUGCAAGCUGCACAGAUUGGUUCUUCAGGCACAGGUGUUCAUAGGAAAAUUAAAAUACGAUGGGAACAAACUAAUUUUUAACCCAUUCGAAGAGUGAUUUUUAGCUACUGUUGCCCAUGAACCUAAGCCAUAUAAGGUACUAAGCAAACCCCUUGGGUCUCUGUAAAUUAAUGGUUACCUUUGCCAAACAUGUAAUCUUGUCAAAAUAAUCAGUCAGGUUUGUCUAACAAGACCUUAUUUUAUAAAAAGCAUGCUGAACUGUA
Zootoca vivipara (common lizard) is the source of this 13683-nucleotide messenger RNA. Lineage: Eukaryota; Metazoa; Chordata; Lepidosauria; Squamata; Lacertidae. The record is from RefSeq and is a predicted model, not a curated record.